This is a messenger RNA of Paralichthys olivaceus (Japanese flounder), 4923 nucleotides long. RefSeq names its product phospholipase A2, group IVAb (cytosolic, calcium-dependent) (gene pla2g4ab). Gene Ontology annotation, biological process: glycerophospholipid catabolic process. Gene Ontology annotation, molecular function: calcium-dependent phospholipid binding; calcium ion binding. The record is from RefSeq and is a predicted model, not a curated record. Lineage: Eukaryota; Metazoa; Chordata; Actinopteri; Pleuronectiformes; Paralichthyidae. Gene Ontology annotation, cellular component: nucleus; cytosol; Golgi apparatus.
CGGGAGAGUUGGAAAGCCGUCGUCAGAUGCAGCUUUUCCCGCUGACUCAAACUCUGACCGCCCCCCCGGAGAUUUUGUAACUCUUUCCUGUUUGUCAUGACUUUUUGUGUCAGCGUGUAAACUGCUCAUGUUUUUCGGUUCGUGGUGUUUUGAUUCUCCAGCGGAGACCCUCCUGACUGACUGCCGGGUGUGCGUACAACGCUGCAGCGAAGAGGCGCCUCCUCCAUCUCCUCACUCAGUUGUGGAAAGAUACUCUCAGUCAGAAUGACCCAAAUGUCAGGAUUUGUGAGUUGAUAGCGCGCUACACUUGAGGCUCUUGACGCUGGAGUUCACGACUGGGAUGUCCUCCUGAGUUAAAUCUCACAUUUUGACAAAGGCUUUUCCGAGAAUUACCCACCUGACAACACACAAUGGCUUCCAAUAUAAUUGUGGAACAGCAGUUUUCUCACAAAUUCACAGUGACAGUUGUUCGAGCUGAGAGCGUCACCAAGGGAGCGCUGGGUGACCUGUUGGACACCCCAGAUCCAUAUGUGGAGCUGUACAUCCCGACAGCCCCAGAGAGCAGAAAGAGAACCAAGCACAUAGACAACGACAUCAACCCAAAAUGGGACGAGACCUUUCACUUCAUAUUAGACCCCAACCUGCAGAACGUCCUGGAGUUAACAUUAAUGGACGCCAACUAUGUGAUGGAUGAGACACUUGGGACGGCGUCCUUCGACAUCACCAAGCUCAGAGUGGGCCAAACAAAGACAGAGGCUUUCCUCAUUGGCAAAGCAACCAAAGUAUACUUGGAGAUGUCGCUGGAGAUCUGCACUAAACUGGACCUGCGGUUCAGCUUGGCCCUGUGUGACAAAGAGAAACAGUUCAGACAGACCCGCAGAGAGAGAGUGAUGCUGGGCAUCAAGAAGCUGCUGGACAUGGAGAAGCCUUGUUUCCUCCCCAGCUCUCCAAAGGAGGUUCCCGUAAUAGCUAUCGCAGGUUCCGGAGGCGGUUUCCGUGCCAUGGUCGGCUUCUCGGGUGUCAUGAAGGCCCUGUUUGAGUCCGGGGUUCUGGACUGUACCACGUACGUCGCCGGCCUCUCCGGGUCCACAUGGUACAUGUCCACUCUUUAUUCCCACCCCGACUUUCCAAAUAAAGGCCCGAUGGACAUCAACAAGGAGCUGAUGAAUAGAGUUAGCGGUAACCCCCUGAGGCUGCUGAUGCCCCAACACAUCACCAACUACAUCCAGGCCCUGUGGAGCAAAAAGGCCUUAGGGCAGCCUGUUACCUUCACCGAUAUCUUUGGUAUGCUCAUAGGAGAGACGCUUGUACCUGCGAGGAUGGACAUCAAGCUAAGUGAUAUCCAGGAGAAAAUAAACCAGGCACAAAGUCCGCUUCCUCUCUUCACGUGUCUGCAUGUCAAGCCAGAUGUCUCUGAGCUCAUGUUUGCAGACUGGGUGGAGUUCAGCCCGUAUGAAAUUGGAAUGGCAAAGUACGGCACCUUCAUGACCCCAGACCUGUUCGGGAGCAAGUUCUUCAUGGGAACCGCUGUGAAGAAAUACGAAGAGAACCCUCUUCAUUUUCUGAUGGGUGUGUGGGGAAGUGCUUUCUCCAUUCUUUUUAACAGAGUCCUGGGAAUUAAAGACACCGUUGGUGGCAGCACCAUGGAGGAGGAAUUAGAGCAGAUCAAACCUCAGCACAUUGUUGGAGAGGACAGCAUGGACAAUGAGGACGAGCUGCGAAAAGGUGGGAGAGAGAACCAGGAGGCAGAGGAUGAGUUUUAUCGCACCGCUAAGGCCAGCUGGGUCCAGCGAAUGAUAACAUCGCUCUUCAGUGACUCUUCAUUGUUCAACACAAGAGAAGGCAGAGCCGGAAAGGUGCAUAACUUCAUGCUGGGCUUGAACCUGAACACCAGUAUCCCUUUCUCUCCGGUCAAUGAGGUCACGAUUCACAGUCUUCCACCUGAGGAGGAGGUUGAUGCCGUCACAGACCCGGAUGAGUUUGAUCGCAUCUACGAGCCUCUGGAUGUGAAGAGUAAGAAGAUCCAUGUCGUGGACAGUGGUCUGACCUACAACCUGCCCUACCCUCUCAUCCUGCGGCCGCAGCGUGGCGUCAACCUCAUCAUCUCCUUCGACUUCUCUGCACGACCGAGUGACUCCAGCCCCCCAUUCAAAGAGCUGCUGCUUGCAGAAAAGUGGGCUCGAAUGAACAAGCUCCCAUUCCCCAAGAUCGACCCCAAAGUCUUUGAUCGUGAGGGCCUAAAGGAAUGCUACGUUUUCAAACCAAAGAAAGGAGAAAAGAACUGCCCGACUGUCAUCCACUUUGUCCUGGUCAACAUCAACUUCAGACAAUUCAAAGCGCCUGGUGUCCCCAGAGAGACUGAGGUGGAGAAAGAGUUGGCAGACUUCGACAUCUUUGACGACCCGGAAUCUCCUUUCUCCACUUUUAAUUUCCAGUACUCCAACAAUGCCUUCACCCGACUCCAUGACCUCAUGGAGUUCAACACUCUAAACAACCUGGAGGUGAUUAAAGAGGCCAUCAAGGACUGCAUCGUCUCUCGUAAGGAAAACCCCUCGUGCCUUUCCCAUCAGUUCUCCCUCAGCGAGAUCCCGAAGAAGAAGUUCCUCAGAAGAGAUCCUCACCCAAAACCUUGGAAACACUUUGAAAAUGAUAAACAGUAGCCUUGUUUGCUUGUUUGGCUAUAAAGUUGGAGACUGUGGGUCAGUGGACUUUAGGGAUUUUUUUUGUGUAGAUUCUACCUACUUAACGUAAAUCAUUUUCUUUUUGGAAAGUGCCAUCAUGUCGAUCUCCUCUCUGUGUGCUUUUAACCAGGAGUAUUUGUUCAACUCUGAUUUGUGUCGCUUAAAAACCGUAAUGUUUACUGUUAAAACACCUCAUGGCUACAUUCACGUGAAACAUCUUUUUUCAUCUGGUUUUAUUUGUACUGAUGUGACUGUGGCUGCUGCAGUGUACUGACCAUAAACAGCUGAUGGUUGUUGUGCCUGAGGGCUCUGGGGAAAGACUGGAUGUUGUAAACCUCUGCAGGGUGAUUGGGUUGUUACAGGUAACACCUGGCUCCAUCAUAAACUACACAAGACUGUGAAAUCUAUAUUUCAUUUUUUGAUUUUUACUGAGUUUUGAGAUAUUCUGUCUCUCGGCUCUCCGUGUUUGUAAUAAGCCUGCUCAUCCACCUCACUUUGGCGCAUCUUGUGAAAUAUCGACGCCAGCUACAACAUUCCUAAUUUAUGUGGACACCUCUUGGCUUUGGUUCAUGCUGCCUAGAGGGCAGCUGCAAAUGCAUCUUUCCGAUGAGUUUCGAAGCCGCCGCGCUGUUUAAGCUUUGUUAAUGCGCCGCAGAAAGCCUCACCUGUUCUGGAGCUGAACUCUCGUGUAUUGAUCGUGGCACUAGACCAUGCAAUUUUUUUUCUGUAUCUGUUUUUAAACCAGGAUGGCUCGUCUAAACAUGUAAUCCUGUUUGAAAACAUGGAAGAGGAGCUUGUAACCAUGGUUUUGUUUGAUGGCAACUCCUAAACACACCAAGUGCACCCCCUCUGGAUACCUCAAACAUUUCAGUGAUGUUUACUGGAAAGGAGCACUCCCUGCUCCCCUGGAGGGAGUGUCUCACAUUAAAGCUACUAUUUUGGUAAAAACAAAACUUGGCACAGUAGAAACGUCUGCUCUCUUUCCCCGUAUCUCACCAAGAGGUUGUGUUUAUUUCCCUGACCGUGUUGUUUCAGGCUGAUUUUUAGACAGUUCAAUGCUCCCGGGUCAUUUCGAAAAGCGGUUAGCUGUAGGACUCCUCCAAUGCCCCUGUAGGAUGAUGGAAAGCUCAGGCUGAAAAUGGUGGUUCUUUGCUGCACCCAGUGGAAUUUUACACACUACACCUACACCUGCAGCAGUGGAGACCUGGAAUCUGACACACUACACCUAUACCUGCAAGGGCCCGAAGGCUGCACACAGAACAGUGGAAUUUUACACUGAAGUGCUUCCGACUCCUAUAUACUCAAGUUUCAGCCCCACUGGUUUGCAAGAAUUUGAGAAAAUAAAGCGUUUCUGCAGGAUUUAUGACCAUAUUAGCGUUUUUUUUGCAACUGGUUCUUAUUGUGUGUCGUAUUUUUAUGUUUUUUUUUGUAAUCAUCAGCAAUCUCUUUAUGUUUUAUUUUUAGAAAUUAUUUGGGAAUAUGCUUUGUUACGUAUCUGCUUUCAUUUAUUUGUUACCAGUCUCUCAUCUGUGAGUGGAAGCCCACGUCAUGACAUCACGUCUGGGCUAGCCGCUGUUCCACAAGCUUCUUUAACUCGUUCCCUCUUUCAUUCAUAAUUAAGUGUGUUCCUGUCGUCAAAGAAAAAUUAACACCAAUCACAUCACAUAUGAAAAAAUUGAUUUUGAUGAUUCCAUUUUUUGGGGGGGAUUCACUGGUGCUCUCUUCUCAAGUCUCCAGUUAGCUACUUAAUUGACUCACUUAUUGAGUCACCUGGUUCUGUCGAAACCAUUCGCUGAAUACUAAGAUGAACGUCUCCACUUCCUCCCACUGUCCAGAAAUGAGGUCAAAAUAUCUUGGAGAUUGAAUAAGAACAACUUAAAAUGACACAAACUGUCUUUGAGAAACAAUUAUUUUAUGUUCACUUUGACUGUUUGGCCUAUGUCCCAUCCAUUAACAUGGAGGAGGCAGAUUCUACGACAGAACAUACUUAAAUGUCUGUUCAGCAAAAGAAGCGAUGAUCAUUUUAUGACUCCUGUUAAACUGUUAAACUUUAGUACGUACGUUUACUUGAGUGAACGUGAACUGAUACAUUUUAUGAUUUUUCGCGUUGUUUACAUAUGUAUGAAAUAUUAGUCAUCUCUAGAAAAAUCAAGAAUAGAAAAUAACAGAAAGGUCUCGAACUGUUUGUAUUAAAAGCAUGACACUCACAAUGUUUACGUGAAUAAAAGAAUCAAAUAAUAAA